Molecule: messenger RNA, 2535 nt
Organism: Geosmithia morbida
Lineage: Eukaryota; Fungi; Ascomycota; Sordariomycetes; Hypocreales; Bionectriaceae
Product: ethanolamine phosphate transferase 2 subunit G
Exons: 6
Coding region: 1-2535 (844 amino acids)
Biological process (GO): GPI anchor biosynthetic process
Cellular component (GO): endoplasmic reticulum membrane
Source: RefSeq, a predicted model, not a curated record
AUGGGCUACAAGCCAACAACAAGCACCACGCUCAUCAUUUUGGCCAAUAUUCUCAUCCCCAUCUCUCUAUUGGUCUUUGCCACUGGGUUCUUCCCCUACAAGCCAUACCUCCCCGGUCUCGCGGAAUAUGAAGCCCUUGAGUUGGGCCCGCCCCCUGCCGGCCCCUUUGACAAGCUUAUUUUUAUGGUUGUCGACGCCUUGAGGAGUUUGAUACGUGAUGGUGGCGCAGUCCCUUUUACGGCGAAUGCCAGGUCUCCUACCGUGACCAUGCCUAGGAUCAAAUCCAUCACUACUGGCUCCAUCCCGUCAUUUGUUGACCUCAUCCUCAAUAUUGAUGAAGGCGACACUUCUUCCAGCCUUGCUGUCCAAGACACUUGGUUAGCUCAGCUCAAGGCCAAGAACAUGGGAAAGCUGCUCAUGUACGGAGACGAUACUUGGCUAAAGCUUUUCCCUGAUACUUUUGACCGUGAGGAGGGAACAACGAGCUUCUUCGUCUCUGACUUCACAGAGGUCGACAACAAUGUUACCCGAAACAUUGCACCCGAACUGGAAAGGAGUGACUGGGGACUCAUGGUCCUCCACUAUCUCGGCCUCGACCACAUUGGACACAAAUCCGGCCCGAGGAGUGUCAACAUGGUCCCCAAGCAACAGGAAAUGGACAAUAUCGUCAAAAGCAUAUAUGAGAGUAUAGAGAAAAACCAUCACCUUCAGUCUACUCUGUUCGUCAUCUGUGGCGACCACGGGAUGAACGACGCUGGAAACCACGGUGCCUCAUCGCCGGGAGAGACAUCGCCAGCCCUCCUCUUCAUAUCGCCGAAGAUGAAGGCUCUGGGCCUUGAGUUCCAGGCCCCUAUUGAACCCGGUGAUGAAUUUGACUACUACUCUCAGGUCGAACAGUCAGACCUUGCACCGACUAUUGCCGCCCUCCUGGGGUUUCCCGUGCCCAAGAACAACCUGGGCGCCUUCAUCCCCGAGUUCCUCCCUUUCUGGGACGCCACACAUGACAGGGUCCAGAUACUCUUCCGUAAUGCCAGGCAGAUCCUUCAGAUUGUCACGGCCGCCUUUGGCUCUGACAUGUUUACCACUGGAGCAUCUACCACAGACCCUUGCGCUGCGGGGGGCACAGAUGUUGAUGAGCUGGCUUGCGAGUGGCGCAAAAUCAACCAGCAGGUAUCUUCAGUUGCCAAAGCUAAGAAUCUGGACAAGGACUGGCAGGCAUCCAUGUCUUCUUGGCUCCGCAACGCUCAGAAUUUGAUGAGCAGCAUGGCCUCCAAUUAUGAUGUUUCUAAACUCUUCCUCGGUCAGGGCUUGGCGAUUGUGGCUCUUGUCUUUAGUGUCGCUGGAGCGCUUUCUCAGGGUCAGCGGUCUCGUCAUUCGCUGAUUUCCCUGUUUGCCAUCGCCGUCCCCUAUGGUCUCAUGAUGUUUGCCAGCAGUUAUGUCGAGGAGGAGCAGCAUUUCUGGUACUGGUCAACGACGCUCUGGCUGGCUUACCUCGGGUCCAAGGUCGUGUACAAAACAAAGCGCCUUUCGUCCUUUAUCUGGCCGAUUUGGGCUCUCGCAGCUCUACGAAUCACGCGGGGAUGGAACCAGACGGGCCAGAAGUUCGCUGGCGAAUCCGACAUUGUCAAGAGAUUCCUGCUCCCACAGCCAGAGCACCUGUGGCUUCUCAUCGGGGCAACCUAUUGCCUUGUCUUCUCCCAGACUAUGCGUGCAUUUGACGGCAUCCCCCGUGUCUUGGCUGCCGGACUUACCUCCAUCCUGGUGACGUCGGCAUUUGCCUUUAAACUCGCCUUCACUGCCGAGGACGUCCCCGAGCUAGUCGCCGAUGGCUAUCAAAAAAUGCUUCUUGAUCUGCUCCAGGGGCCGUCUCUCCUUUUCAAAGCGCGCCUUGUUUUUGCUCUUCUCGCUAUCUGCGCUGCAUAUGGCGCCUAUCACAGCCUGACUGGUGGUCCUCGAGCCGCUCGAAUAUCUGCUCACCUCCUGCACCACCUCUACACCGUCCUCGCCAUGACGCAGUCGCGUGCCGCCAACAUCCCCCUCCUCCUCCUGUCGAACAUGCUUCUCCGCCUCUUGGAGAUGGCCACACCGUCUGUGACAGAGAUCACAAUCACUUCUGUCCUCUUGCAGUUUACCACCUUCUUCGCCUACGGCGGCUCCAACGCCAUUUCAUCCGUCGACCUGUCGAGCGCGUACAACGGCGUGGGCAGCUUCAGCGUUUUCACCGUCGGCAUCUUGACCCUUAUCAGCAACUGGGCUGCUCCCAUCUUCUGGACCUCGGGCGCCAACCUGCUCCUGUUGCAUCGCUACCGCCUGGGUAACCAACGCGUGUUUGCCCGCCACCUCGUCCUGCUCACCACUUUCACCGCCACGACCACCGCCUUCGUCAUGGCUGCCUGUACGGUCCUCAGGACCCAUCUAUUCAUUUGGACCGUCUUCUCGCCCAAGUACCUCUACUCUAUGGCUUGGAGUAUCGGUCAGCACCUGCUGCUUAAUGUAGGUUUUGGUGGCCUUCUAUACUGGCUUGGGGCACGGUAA